CCAGGCCCCGAUGGUCAAAGGACGUAAGGCUUGCUCUUAUCGUUGUUACUGACAUCCACACAUUCCUCAGUUCUGUCCCAUGACCCUGCGAAUCCCACGCGCGGCUGACCUGCUCCAUGCACACGAUUGAAACAAGCAGACACACCGUCAUGCGGGGGACCGCAAGCGCACAAGACGCCAAGUCUGGCCGAGCAUCACAGCCUUCGCUCUUCAUCGAAAGGAUCACCCAGAGUGUACCUCACCCACAUUCCUGCUCUCCCCACCCUGGAGGUAUAGACUGCUCUAGCGCGGCCACGACAUUCGGUGGGACAGUGGGUAUCCCACUCACCGACUGCACGUCACCAUCCCCGGUGUGGCGAUCUGAAGAUGUCGAUCCGGGGAGCAGCGCGCUGUGGAACAUACCUCGCAUCGUAAGGCUGACGGAAACAUGGAACUGCUCCCCGGAUGGCCUGUUGAGUCAUGCGAAAUAUUCGACACGCUCUACCAGCUUCCGAGGCCAUCAUCCUCUUUCACAUGCUUCAGCGCGUACCGACAAGUACUGCAGCCGGAUUAGCCUAAUGUCUAUAAGUGUGGACAGGGUCCAGCUGACUGACUAUGGACGCCGUAUAUGCCACCUAUUGAAGGACUCUGGUAGCUACAAGCACGGCACCUGCUCGUAGCUGCACGCCAGGAGUCAUGUCACCGCCGCCGCGCCAUGCAUUCUGCAUUGAUGCCACUCUCGGAUGCACUGUCUCCGGCGAGCGACUAUGUGUUGCUCUGACUCUAUCAUGGCUCCUCUGAAUACCUGUCUAUAUUGACUCAACAACGCAAAUCCUCAAGCAUCGCACUUAUACAGACUUGGCGUUUACUUGCGCUUUGUCAGGCGCAACUACGGACACAGACGGCUCAAAGGUGAAGUCGUAGUUCUUCCAGAGCUGAUCG
Molecule: messenger RNA, 921 nt
Organism: Neohortaea acidophila
Lineage: Eukaryota; Fungi; Ascomycota; Dothideomycetes; Mycosphaerellales; Teratosphaeriaceae
Exons: 1
Coding region: 117-659 (180 amino acids)
Source: RefSeq, a predicted model, not a curated record